AUUACCACGUUAUUUGUUACUCUACUAUUUCUUCGAAGUGUGGUUUAAUGGAAAUAGCAACACGGCGAAAAACAGAUUUCGUAAAAUCUACUGAUUCUUGUGCAAAUUUAUUUUUUGGGGAUCAAUCUGCUGACUUUUUUUUUCUCCGUCUGGCAACACUGCGUCGUACUCACGUGGGUAAAGUGAACUGAAACACACGUGGUUUUUGUUGUUCUCUGGCGUGUUUUGGAGUUUUGUUGCCACGCAACGUUGGUAUCACGCGUAUACGGCUCUGGUAUCUCGCAAUAGAUCCAUGCGAAAUGCAUGCCUAUGUUAAGUUCACUGAUGGUGUGCAUUUGAUUUUGCCCACUUCCCUGGUAAAGAAAUUCACGCCUCGCGAUGCUGCCGACUUCGACGCGACCCGGCUGUACGAGGCCUACUGGGUUUCAGAUUCUGGCGAAGGCGAAGAUGAGGACUUCUACAACGCCAACGUUAUCCUUCUGGGCGAGAGUCUUGAUGAUCUUUUGAAGAAGAUGCAACUGAAGCGGUACCCGAUUCCUAGGAUUUUGGAUGGUAGUGCAACGCAGAAGCAGCCUGCAAGAAAGCAUGUCCAAGACCUUGGACGAAAGGAAAAAAAGAACCGGAAGGAGAUUGGCAAGCGGUCGAGGCUUGAUGACAUCGCUGCAGAUUUUAAGAAAAAGCAAAAGACCCAGGAGACGAGGGCAGCACCUCAAGAGGAUAGGAUCCUUCGACAUCUCCUCCAGGAGAAAGAGGGCAAAAUAAAAAGACUUCAGAAAGAGCUUGCCGAGGAACAGGCUCACAGCCGGAGGCUGGGUUUGGCCCUUGCAAUGAAAAUUGAAGCUGCCUCAGAACCGCAAUGGAGGAGGCCUGGUACUUCAAGCGAGGAGCAUCUGUUGGCUGAACCACCGUCUUUUGAAGGCAUUGAACUGCUCGAAGACUCGCCAAGUCGUCUAGUAGAGGAGGUCCCCAAAAGUCCAGUGCCAUCAACCUCGUACACAGGAAACCUUUCCGGAGCGGAAAAGUCUACUGACGAACCUUCACUGGGCCGAGCUCCUUUUCCGUCAGCUGACCAGCAACCAGGAAACCUUUCCGGAGCGGAAAAGUCUACCGACCAACCUUCACUGGGCCGAGCUCCUUUACCGUCAGCUGACCAGCAACCGGGAUUCCUGCUGCCAGAGCCCGCUCUACCAUGUGCAGGCCCUGCACCACCAGUGCUGAUCGAAGGAGAUGGAAUGGUUCACCUUGGCAGUGGACUAAAAGUCGCCAAGCUUAAGCUUGAUGAUUUGGUAUCGAAGCUACCGGAACAACGCUUCAUAAAGGACCUUUCCCGGACGAUCUACUCUACUGCUGAGCUCUGUGCUCGCAGCGUGACCGGAGAGCCGAGCCGGCGCUUUCUGAAAGAGGGCGCGAAAGGAAAGCUGCCGGUGACACCUGCAAAGAUGAUGGCCCUUGCAAGUGGCCUGAUGUACUAUGAGAGGGCAAAGAAGCCAGAGGCUGAACGUCGCCCGAUCCUGGAGCUCCAGACGGUAGUCCGCGACAUCCUAAAAGACUUCUUGCCUGAUGUUGCGAGGCAGGGCAGGAGGAGGGUCGCUCCGAAAGAAUAAAAUGGCAGUGAUU
Messenger RNA from Ixodes scapularis (black-legged tick), 1617 nucleotides. RefSeq lists its product as uncharacterized. The transcript is spliced from 11 exons. Gene Ontology annotation, molecular function: DNA binding. Gene Ontology annotation, biological process: negative regulation of DNA-templated transcription. The coding region runs from base 300 to 1604 and encodes 434 amino acids. NCBI's taxonomy places the organism in Eukaryota, Metazoa, Arthropoda, Arachnida, Ixodida, Ixodidae. The record is from RefSeq and is a predicted model, not a curated record.